CCGGGCUCGAGGGUCGGUGUCCUGGAGGUUCGGGCUCGCGCUGACCUCUCCCCACCCUCAGCCUCCGCCCCCCACCACCACCCCGCCCGCUUCUCCUUUCCCGCCAGGGCAACCGGCAGCGGAGGAGGAGGAAGAAGCGUGGCGGCGUUGUUGCCCGAAGCCGCUGCUUUCUUUCGGGGGCCGGGAGCGGGCGCGUUGAGCGGGAGCAGCAGCGCCACCAGGGUUAAACUCAAAGUGUGCUGAGACAUGAUCAUCUAAAAUGCUUGUUAGGUUGAGAUUAAUGAAUGCCAUUUUAAACAACAUAUAAUGAAGAGCCUCUGAAAGUUCAUCUUGGUUUAUUGUUAUCUAGGAAGGGCAACAGGACCUCAUCCAGAAUCUAAUCCAGAUUGGCACCAUGUUGUAUGAUUUUGUGGAUAACAUGAUCGUCAUUCAACUUAAGAUAAUUAUGGAGUUAUGACUAACAGAUUUGUCACAGCUGAAGUUUUCAGAGUAUUGGACUCCCACUGUCUGCUAAAGCAGACCAGCAACCUGAAUGCUGCUAUGGCUCAAUUUUUCCAGGUCAGCUUAAAUUGUCAUGCAGCUUCUGAUACAGGAUCUCCAGGUUUGUCUUAAUACCUGAUUAGCUUCCACUGCAACAAAUUACAUAGUCAUGGUUUGGGGUGAUAUGCCUAAAUUAAAAGAUAACCACACUUCAUCGUGUUCUUCAACCAUGGAAGACCUGGAUGUGGAUCUUGACUCUGGACUAGAGGAAGAUGACAUUAAACAUGAGAGCCCUUGUGAAGAUUCCACAAUCUUUGUAGCUUUUAAAGGCAAUCUUGAUGAUGAUGACUUUAAACAGAAAUUGGAUAUCAUUUUGAACAAUGUUCCUGGCCUUUUACACCUGGAAUCUGAAAAGUUAAAACUGAAGAAGGUGGAACCCUGGAACAGUGUACGUGUUACUUUCAAUAUUCCUCGUGAAGCAGCUGAGCGACUACGAUUGCUGGCUCAGAACAACAACCAACAACUUAGAGACUUGGGAAUUCUCUCAGUUCAAAUUGAAGGUGAAGGUGCCAUCAAUUUGUCAUUGGCUCAAAACCGAGGCCAAGAUGUGAGGAUUAAUGGCCCUAUUGGACAAAACAACUCAGUACGAAUGGAGACAGGCUUUCCCAUACCAGGAAACCAAGGGUUAAUAAGAAUAAACAAUCCUGCAACUGUGAUGAUGCAGCAAAGUGGGAAUGUAUCAUCUAUGAUGACAAGUGCAGCUAACACAGAGUUGCAACCUAGAACACCUCGUCCAACAUCUCAGUCAGAUUCAGUGGAUCCACUUUUGUCAGGGCUUGCUAUUCAACAGCAAAAUCAUCCAUCUGGAUCUGUUGUGCCUCAGCUCCAUUCAGUACAGCCAGUUUCUGUUAAUAGGCAAAUAAACCCAGCCAACUUCCAACAGAUGCAGCCACAGCAACAAUUGCAGCCACGUCCUCCUCAACAGCACCAGCAACCACAACAGGGUAUUCGUCCUUCAUUCACAACCCCAACUCAGGUUCCAGUUUCUUCUGGUUGGAACCAGGUGCCUUCUGGAAUAGUUCAGCCUCCUCCAUCGCAAGGCACAAUGGGCACAUUGACAGUUAACCAGGGCUGGAAAAAGGGCCCUUUGCCUGGACAAAUGCAGCAGCAACUCCAAGUCAGACCAUCUUUGGCAACGGUACAAACACCCUCCCAUCCUCCACCCCCAUACCCCUUUGGAAGCCAACAAGCUUCUCAGGCACACACAAACUUUCCUCAGAUGAACAACUCUGGCCAAUUUACUGCUCCUCAGAUGAAGAAUCUUCAGGGAGGGCCUUCACGGGUCCCUACACCACUACAACAACAACCCCACCUGACCAACAAAUCUCCUGCCUCCUCUCCCUCCUCUUUUCAGCAAGGAUCUCCUGCAUCUUCCCCAACAGUUAACCAAGCACAGCAGCAGAUGGGACCAAGGCCUCCCCAAAAUAAUACUCUCACCCAGGGGUUCCAACAGCCUAUUAAUUCUCCUAGCCGUAAUCCUAUGGUACAGCAGGGGAAUGUACCUCCAAACUUCAUGGUAAUGCAACAGCAAAACCAGGGUCCACAGGGUUUACAUCCCGGGCUAGGAGGAAUGCCCAAGCGUCUCCCACCUGGCUUUCCUGCAGGACAGGCAAAUCAGAACUUCAUGCAAAGUCAGGUGCCUUCUACAGCACCAGCGACACCUGCAAAUAGUGGAACACCCCAAUUGCAAACAAGUCAGAGUGUGCAGCACACAGGUGGCCAAGGAAAUGGUCAGAAUCAGAUGCAAGUUCAACAUGGCCCAUCAAAUAUGAUGCAGACCAACUUAAUGGGUCUUCAUGGAAAUAUGAGCAACCAGCAGACAGGUACCAGUGGAGUUCCACAAGUUAAUAUGGGCAACAUGCAGGGACAGCCUCCACAAGGACCACAAUCUCAGCUAAUGGGAAUGCACCAACAAAUAGUGUCCUCCCAAGGACAGAUGGUGAACAUUCAGCCUCAGGGAUCUCUAAAUCCUCAAAACCAGAUGAUACUUUCUCGAGCUCAGCUCAUGCCACAGGGCCAGAUGAUGGUAGCAUCUCAGAACCAAAAUCUUGGUCCAUCACAACAAAGGAUGACACCACCCAAGCAGAUGAUUCCCCAGCAAGGCCAACAGAUGAUGGCUGCACAUAAUCAGAUGAUGGGACCGCAAGGCCAGGUGUUGCUGCAGCAAAAUUCAAUGAUGGAGCAGAUGAUGACCAAUCAGAUGCAAGGAAAUAAGCAACCAUUCGGUGCUCAAAGCCAGUCCAAUGUUAUGACGGGGCCAGCUCAAAUAAUGAGAGGACCAACCCCCAAUAUGCAGGGAAACAUGGUGCAAUUCACAGGACAGAUGAUGGCCCAGCAAGGCCCUGUGAACAGCAAUCCUUCUCAGGUUAUGGGGAUUCAAGGACAAGUUUUGAGACCCACAGGAACUAACCCUCACAUGUCUCAGCAACUGGGUGAUACCACCACUACUACAAACAGUGAUGUGAACUUGACACAAAUGCUACCUGAUGUUUCUAUGCAACAAGGAAACAUGGUGCCUCCCCACUUGCAAGGGAUGCAGGGAAACAACAAUACACCAGGGAGCCAUUUUGCUGGGCAUGGGAUGCCUUUUAGUACUCCUUUUAGUGGAGCUCAAAAUGGGAAUCAGAUUUCCUGUGGACAAAACCCAGGUUUUCCUGUCAACAAGGAUGUCACAAUAACAAGCCCUUUGUUGGUAAACUUGCUGCAAAGUGAUAUAUCUGCAGGACAUUUUGGUGUGAACAGCAAACCGAACAAUCAAAAUGCCAAUAAACCCAAGAAGAAGAAACCUCCAAGGAAGAAGAAAAAUAAUCAGCAAGUAGAACAAAUUAAUGCUUCAGAACCACGCCCAGCAGGCCUUGAAGAGUCAGAUCAGCCACCAUUACCAGGAGAGCAAGGUAUAAAUUUGGAUAACACUGGACAUAAGCUUUCGGACUUCACAAACAGGCCACCAGGCUACCCAGCCCAGCCAAUGGAACAAAGAGCUCUUCAGCAAAUACCUCCUCAGCUUUUGCAGCAUGGACAGCAGCAGCAGCAGCAGCAGCAGCCACCCACACCUCAACAGACACAGUCCCAGCAGCAACAGAUGAUGAUGAUGCUCAUGAUGCAGCAGGACCCUAAAUCUGUCAGGCUUCCUGUUUCCCAAGGUGUCCAUCAACCUAGAGGCCCUCUGAAUGUAGACUCACAAAGAAUGCCAAUGCAGCAGGGGGGCAACAUGUCGGUGAUGGUUAAUCUUCAAGGUCCUGGUUCAGUGCCUCCAUCUCCUGACAAGCAAAGGAUCCCAAUGCCAAACAAUCAGCCUCUUGUGAACAGUGCACGAAAGAUGGUUUACCCAGAUAAUGCACAGAAUCCAACCAGCUCUCCACUGGGAGAAGUUUCAUCAGUGCCCUCUGUUUCAGAUGGAAAUGGGGCUGAAGUCCCUUUAGCAUCUGGGCCUCAAAACAAUAUAGCACCCCAUUUAGUAGUUUCACAAAACCAGUUAAUGAUGGCAGGGCCAAAACCUGGACCUUCUCCAAUGUCAGCUCCCCAAGGUACAAGCCCUCAGCAGCAGUCUAAUUCUCUUACUGGCCCUCACCCGCAUCAUUUUCAGAAUGUUCCUACCACAUCACAAACAUCGAGACCCAAAACUCCAAACAGGGCAAGUCCAAGACCAUACUAUCCACAGACUCCCAAUAACCGUCCACCAAGCACAGAGCCAUCAGAAAUAAGUUUAUCUCCCGAGAGGCUCAAUGCUUCUAUUGCAGGCCUCUUUCCUCCUCAGAUUAAUAUUCCUUUGCCUCCCAGGCCCCACCUUAAUAGAGGAUUUGAUCAGCAGGGUCUUAAUCCAACCACUUUGAAGGCUAUUGGGCAAGCACCCUCAAAUCUUGCAAUGAAUAGCCAAUCGAGUUUUGUUUCACCACAAGCACAUAAGUUGGACUCCAUGGCUAUUAAUUCAGGAAAGCAAACCAAUACUUGUGGAGCAAAGCGAGCCAGUCCAAGUAACAGCAGAAGGUCCAGCCCUGGAUCCAGUAGGAAAACAACACCGAGCCCUGGGAGGCAGAACUCAAAAGCAACCAAGUUAGGUUUGACAUCUCAGCAGAAUCCAGGGCUCAUGCAAAACAUAGACUUACAAAGAAGUAUGAUGGUUGGUCCAGCCGCUUUGCAAAUGCCUACGCCUGGAAGUUUUCACAAUAAUGGUAUGAUAGCUGCCCAGAAUCCUGCAAUCCCUGUAUCAGUCAUGACUGGUAUUCCUGAGGAUAAUAAAGACAGCUUUAGUGCCCCUCAAGAGAUUGUGUGCCAGAAUAUGCAAGCUGGCCCAGUGAACAAAGAUCAGCGCAACGUUGAGCUGAAAGGUGUUCCCAGCCAAGAAAUUAAAAUACUGGUCCAUGAAGAGCAACAGAAGAGGGAGGCCCCUCCUGUAGAAUCCAACAAGCUUCCCAGUCCAGAAGAAAAUAAGAAUAUUAUCUCUCCAGCUAUGCGGGAGGCACCAACCUCCUUAAGUCAACUUCUUGACAAUUCUGGGGCUCCUAAUGUUACAAUUAAGCCUCCUGGUCUCCCUAGCCUUGAAGUGCCUCCACCAGUGACUUAUGCAGAUGAAUUCAAAAAGAUUUCUGCCAUUCCUCCUCCCCAACAGGAUCCUCCUUCUAGUAAAGACUCCGUUUGUUCCCUAAGUUUACCUGCUAAUACUGAAGCCUGUUCAACUCAAGUGCAACAAGAUCUGGGUGACAUAAAUUCAAGUGUUUCCCAGAAUAUUUCUCCAGUAAUACAGAGGCCUGUUAGCUCUGCUUCUAUUUCUACAUCACUCCCACCCAAUCAGAUAACAGUAUUUGUAACUUCCAACCCUAUUACGUCAUCAUCUAACACACCUGCAUCAUUGCCCUCUCAUCUACAGUCUACAUUAAUGCCUGCUGUUGUCACCAUGCCUAGUGUUGGCAAUAAAGUUAUUGCUUCUGAAGGACAAACAACAGUUCAGUCCAAUGCUCGGCCUCAGUUCAUUACGCCAGUUUUUAUAAAUUCAUCCUCAAUAAUUCAGGUUAUGAAAGGAUCCCAGCCGAGUACAAUUCCUGCAACCCCAAUGACUUCUAAUUCUAAUUUAAUACCACAGUCUGUUGCAGUUGUUGGCCCUUUGCAUUUGUCCCAGAAUAUAAAAUUCUCAUCAGGGCCUGCUCCUCCUUGCUCGUCUUCUAAUACUCCUAUCUCAAGUAUACCAACAAGUCGGCCAGUGGUUAUUAAUUCAUUGCCAUCUCCUAUUCAGCUUCCUUCUCCCUCAUUAAUGGCUCCUUCAAGCACUUCUCCGCAUCAUUCCAUUCAGCAAGUCAAAGAUUUCAACCCAGAGGAGUUAAGUUCUCAGAUGUUAACAUCUGACUCAAAUGCUGAAGCAACCUCGCAGCCUGGAGCUGUGGUCUCCCCAUCUGGUGAUCAGAGCCCUGGAUCUUCCGUCAACAGACGAAGUCCAGUUUCAUCUACAAAGGGAAAAGGGAAGGUGGACAGAAUUGGUCAGUUUUUGCUGACAAAAGCAUGCAAGAAAGUAACAGACUCUGUUGACAAAGGGGAUGAUCAAAACGGUGUGGAAGGAGAAGUGGAAGCUCAAGGGCAAGACAUUUCAAUCAUCAACAGUCUGGAAAUGGAACAGUUACCAGUAGAAUUAGAAGACAAUAUGGUGGCCUCUCCGGGUCCCACUCUUUUGAAACAAAGCACUUCCGGAAGUGGCCAGUUAAGUUCUAGUACUACUGCUGCUGUUUCUGCCUCUGUAUCUUUAAGCUUACCAGGUACCACUCCUCCCACUAACGUUCUUUCAGUUGUAACCACUCCAGUGAUCUCUGACAUCCUAACCACAAUUCCAAGCACUAAUGGUAACACCUGCAGUUUACCUGUGGAGCAGGUUGGGAUUGGACCAGAAGAUGAGAAAACAGAAGACCAUCAUGAAUCGCCACAGAAUAAGGCCUUUUUAUCCCAGACUCCAAUUGCAGCACCAGAAAGUACUGUUCAAAGAACAGAACUGGAAGCAAAUUCUGCAAUUAUUUCUGGCCUGGUUACAAAUGAGCCGAAGGAGAGCUGCGAAAAGGCUAAAACUCCGAGCAGAAGAAAUUCAAGAACGGAGGAAUCUCCAGCAGUGCAGGAGACUGUGGAGAAUGGGCAGCGCAAGAGGUCCUCCAGACCAGCAUCGGCAUCCAGCACUGCAAAAGAAACAAAUGCAAGUGUUAUGCAGUCAAAAAGAAGAAAAUCCAAAUGAAGUACUGAGUGGAUAUGCAAGGCUUGUAAAUGUGUGAAUUUUUUUACUAAUAGCAGUUCUGAGCUGUGAUUUCUCACUAUAUAUAUAAACAAAAAAAAAAACUCUAAAAUUCUGUACAGUAAUUAAUUUUACUAUGAUCCUGUUCCCAGUAAAUGCAAUUUUUUUUCCUGAAGACUAAAUGAUGAGUUGGGGGAAUCAGGUUAUUUGUUAAAUUCUCUGGUUUUAUAAAGUCUAUACAUAGCACACUAGAUUUAGCGUGUUGUAAAGAAUCUGAGGAGAUAAUUGUAAAUUUAUAUCCAUGUUUUCACUUUUCAUAGGAGAAACUAGAGUACAGGGUUGUCAUUUUUUUUUAGAUAUUAAAAUGAUGUAUUGUGCUGUUGGUCAAGUACUGUAUGUGAAUAGCAGUUAAAAGGGUUAUAUAUGGCCCAAUCUUGGAAAUGUAAAUAGUUUUAUUAUAUAGUAGGCUUGAUGUAUUUGUUGUAGAAAAGGACCAGUGGAAAAAAAUGAGAGUUUGUGAAAUGUGGAUUACCUAGUGCUCUAAAUAAAUGUCAUCGAUCUAUAA
Molecule: messenger RNA, 7310 nt
Organism: Lacerta agilis (Sand lizard)
Lineage: Eukaryota; Metazoa; Chordata; Lepidosauria; Squamata; Lacertidae
Gene: NCOA6
Product: nuclear receptor coactivator 6
Exons: 17
Coding region: 650-6748 (2032 amino acids)
Biological process (GO): positive regulation of transcription by RNA polymerase II
Cellular component (GO): transcription regulator complex; nucleus; histone methyltransferase complex
Source: RefSeq, a predicted model, not a curated record